Naegleria fowleri is the source of this 1044-nucleotide messenger RNA. RefSeq lists its product as uncharacterized. Gene Ontology annotation, molecular function: NAD binding. The transcript has a single exon. The record is from RefSeq and is a predicted model, not a curated record. Bases 1 to 1044 code for a protein of 347 amino acids. NCBI's taxonomy places the organism in Eukaryota, Heterolobosea, Eutetramitea, Acrasida, Naegleriidae.
AUGAAUGUCCUUCCAAGUUGUUGUUAUCUUCUGAAUCUUCCACACCAAAUUAUCCAAUCAUCAUCUCCGAUUGCAUACUUGAUGACAGAAGAAUUUUUCAAGACUCUCUAUGAACAAUUAAAAGAUGAAUCAAAUGAUCGACAUGUGAAAUGGAUUAUGUGUACCUUUGCAGGUGUUAAUUUAAUUUUUGACACUAUUCGAAAAUUGGAGUUUAGUGAACAUUUAUUGGAAUUAUUGGAAAAACGAAAUGUAAAACUAACGAAAAUUGGAAAAUUCGGGUUAUUGAUGUAUGAAUAUUUACUUCAGCACAUGCUCAAUGAUUUACGCUUCUAUGAUAAGGUUUUAGAGCAUCAAGCUCAAAAAGUGUGGAUUGGAAAAACAGCAUUUCUUCACAAAACAUUAAAUCAAACAAAAAUUGGAUUGAUGGGUUUUGGAAAUAUUGGAAAAUAUGUUUCUCAACAAUUGAAGCAAUCAUUUCCAAAAAUUACCAUUCACGUCUAUCGAAAUCAAAAAUGUAACACAAAAACUGAACAUUCUAUGCAAGAAGAAGAAGGAGAUGCUGACAGCCACAUGGCAACAGUUGACAAAUUCUUUUAUGGUCCUGGAGAAUUGAAAGAUUUUCUCUCUUCCACGGAUUUUGAUUUCAUCAUUAGCAUUUUGCCUUCGACACCACAAACUCGUAAAUUACUCGAUCAUGAAAUGUUACAACACUUAACCACACGAUCUCACACUUGCUUUAUUAAUGUAGGAAGAGGAGAUUUAAUUUCAGAAUGUAGUGUCCUUUCAGCCCUUGAUCACAAGUACAUUCGAAAGGCAAUUUUAGAUGUAUUUGAGGUCGAACCCUUACCAAACACUAGUGUAUUUUGGGAACGAAAGGAUGUCAUUGUGACACCUCAUAUUUCUGCUCUUUCCAUUCCCAGUGUAUUGGUCGAAUCAUUUUUCGAGAAUUUUCUUCUCAUCCAUGUGCAUCAUAAGGAUCAUGAUGCUGUAACUUUGGAUUUUAACAUGUUAAAGUAUUGUUGUGAUUGGAAAAAGGGAUAUUAA